Messenger RNA from Hypomesus transpacificus, 1278 nucleotides. Its product is annotated as homeobox protein Hox-D10a-like. Gene Ontology annotation, cellular component: nucleus. The transcript is spliced from 2 exons. Gene Ontology annotation, biological process: regulation of transcription by RNA polymerase II. Gene Ontology annotation, molecular function: DNA-binding transcription factor activity, RNA polymerase II-specific; RNA polymerase II cis-regulatory region sequence-specific DNA binding. Bases 254 to 1261 code for a protein of 335 amino acids. The record is from RefSeq and is a predicted model, not a curated record. Lineage: Eukaryota; Metazoa; Chordata; Actinopteri; Osmeriformes; Osmeridae.
ACUCUCUAUACGCGGAUGUUUCGAAGAAUCAAUUUCAAGUCCGCGUUCUGGGGGUCGCUGUUCACUGCAUCUGGAAUCUCCAUCAACCGCCCUAGUGUCCACGUGACACAGCGACUCAAGGCCAUUUUCACACCCUAUUGGUGUGCUUGUCAUGUGGUCGCGAGGAGGUAGCCCACUUUACGCAAGGAUUGUUAUGUCUCAAACAUGUCAGCUACAAAGGACGUCUAUCUAUUCUCUUUGAAAUCGUUCCAAAAUGUCUUAUUCCAACAGUUCACCGGCUGCAAGUACGUUCUUGGUAGACUCCUUGAUCAGUGCGUGCAGGGCAGACAGUUUGUACUCCAACAGCAUGUAUAUGUCUCCAGGUACCGACACGGGAGGAUAUGGGAUGGCGAGCUGCGGUGUGGUGCCCUCCCUGGCUCGAAGAGGGGAGGUGGGUCAUCUCAGCACAAGCAUGGCCGUCCACUCCUCCUACCUCCCCCCCUAUGAGAGCUGGCCGGACCCUGGCAGGACUGGCAGGUUCGAGCAGCACUCCUUCCCCCCCUGCAUCAAAGAGGAGAGUGAGUGCUGCAUGUACUCCGACAGGAGUGGGCGACUCGGUUCGCCUCAGCCCAGGCUUUCCUCGUCUUACUCCGGCCUCAUCUCAGAUUCCUGCCCGGUCGAGAGCCCUGAGAUCCCGGUCCCGGGGUACUUUAGACUCAGCCAAACAUACUCGUCCGGUAAAAACCAAGACUACGGUGAUCAGGCAAGCAUCGAAAGUCUCAUGCAGCUCAACGGAGCAGCCCCAAAGUCCAACGCGCAGAAGUCUGUUCCUGUUGAGGUGGAAAAACAAACGGGCGAAGCUCCAUCUACCCGAGAACGGGAGGUCACAGGUGCCGCCGGGGCCAGUCCGGACCAGCGGACCAGCCUGCAGGAGGACCAGAGCUCCUCGUCCGAUGCCUCCGCAGCUAGCCCGGACCUGCCUGUGAGAGAAGCGGGAGAAGCUAAAAAGGAUGCUCCCACCAGUAACUGGUUAACAGCGCGGAGCGGCAGGAAGAAGCGGUGCCCCUACACCAAGCACCAGACUCUAGAGCUGGAGAAGGAAUUCCUCUUCAAUAUGUACCUGACCCGGGAGCGGCGUCUAGAGAUCAGCCAUAGCGUCAACCUGACGGACAGACAGGUAAAAAUCUGGUUCCAAAACCGAAGGAUGAAGCUAAAGAAGCUGAGCCGGGAGACUCGGGAGAACCGGGCUCGGGACCUUACCUCAAGCCUUACCUUCUCCUGAGAUCUGCUGCUGGUCAG